CUUCCUCGCCGCCUUCUCUUUGUUUCUCCCCCCACGAGCAGCAGCGGCGGCGGCGUUCGGCGGUCGUAGAUGGCGAAGAAGCUGGGGAAGAAGGCCCGCAAGUUCGCGCACAAGCACCUCCAGGGCGGCGCCAAGCGCAGCCGCAAGCUCCGCUCCCAGUUCAACCGCCGCACCCGCAAAGAUGGGAAAGGCCGGGAGGAGGAGGUGGACGGCGACGAGGAGAUGCGCCGCGGCGAUUCCACCAUGAACACAAACGAUGAUGUUGCAACUUUGGCUAACUAUCUAGAGUUUCCAGAGGAUGAGAACGAAUUAGAUGGGGAUCUAUCUGAGAGUGAUGGCUAUCUAUCAGAGGAUCCAGAGUGUCUGUACUAUUCUGACAGUGAGGAUGGCAAUGUUCUCGAAGAUUGUAUUGCAGAAGAUGAUCUUGAUGAACAGAACAAUGAUAUGAACCUAGCUAUAAAAAAGCAAAAGAAAAAGUUGAAGAAGUUGCUUGAUAAGGACCCUGAGUUUGCAAACUUCCUUGAGAAAUGGCAGUCGGAGUUGGUGAGCCAUGGAAGUAAAGAAGAUUCGGAUGAAGAAGAUGAGAUGGAUUCCAUGCACGAUGGUGUUGAUUCUGGUGAUAGAAAUCCACCGAACGAUAAGAUCCUUACAAGCAAGACGAUAAGUGAAUGGUGUCAGUUAGUUUCAAAGGAACCUAAAACACCUGUUCUGCGUAACCUACUAAAUGCUUUUCGGGAUGCAUGUCGAUUUGGUGUGAACUCCAAUAGCCUUUCCAUGCAGAGACUUCAAAGUACCGAAGUAUUUUAUCAGAUAAUAUCAUUUGUUCUUGCUGAGGCAGACAACAUUUUACGUGCUCUUUUAGACAUUUCCGAUGAUGACAAAGGGAAAAUUAUGAAUCUGAGACAUGGAAAUAAGUGGCAAGCUAUUGAGCCGCUCAUAAAGUCUUACUUGUGGAACUCUCUUGAUCUGCUUAGUCAACUGACUGAUAACCAGAUGCUUACGUUUGUUGUGACUCAGCUUAGACCAUCUGCGGUAUUUUUCUCCGCAUAUCCCUCAACAUCAGGGAAGCUUCUCAAGAUCUUAAUUCGAUUGUGGGCAAGUGGUGAUCAGAACUUGUCUUUGUCUUCAUUUCUUAUGAUCCGAGAAUUGGCUUCACUGUUACCUGAUUGUCUGGAUCUUUGCCUAACUAAAGCAUAUAAUGCAUACCUUGCCAGUUCCAAGCUUGUGGACAACAGAAAUAUUAAACAUAUCGAAUUGUUUAUGAAUUGUCUGGUGGAACUUUAUUCUCUGGAUGUUCAUAAAUCAAGUGAAAGGGUAGUAACUUCCGUGGGACAAUUGAGUGCUAUUCUUAGACAGGCUUCUAAAACGAAGGAAAAGGAAGACCUAUUGAAGAUAGAUAACUGGCAAUAUAUUAACUGUUUAAACCUAUGGGUUAGGUUUAUUUGUGUUAAUUACAAGGAUUGUGAUCUGCGGACAUUGUUACCUACAGUUGUUCAGAUAAUAAGAGGAGUGGCCCAUUUGUUGCCAGGCAUACGGUACUUGCCACUGAGACUGAAGCUUGCGCAGAUGCUAAAUGAGCUCUCAAAUUGCAAUCAGAUGUUCUUUCCGGUUCCAUCUUUGAUAUUUGGCUGCCUAGAAUUUAGGGAGAUAUCUCAGAAAGAACAAACACAAAAAACAAAGAUCCAUUUUUCAUCACUAUUGAAGGUGCCAAGGAACCUGCUGAAAUCAAGAUAUUUCCAAGAGCAGUGCAUUCUUUCAGCUAUUGAUGUUCUAUCGGCACAUUUUGCCCAGUGGAGCUAUCAUGUUUCUUUUCCAGAAGUAGCCACCAUUCCGCUCAUUCUCUUGAAAAGAUUACAUGAGCAGACACCAAUUGAAUCCCUCCAUCGCCCUCUUAAGCGAUUGAUAGACCAGGUGAGUGAGAACAGGGAUUUUGUACAAAGGAAGAGGGAGGUUGUUUCUUUUUCACCAAAUGACCAGUCAGCAGUGGAGAGUUUCCUCCAGGACGAGAAAAUUAGCGGAAAUGCUUCCUUCACACAAUUUUACGCUUCGGUAUCAAAGAAUAGUCAAACGAGAGGAAGAAAAUUGCUAUAAAAGGUGAACCUGCAUGUUAUAGUUGAUUGGCUAGCAGACGAGGGCUAAAUGACUAGACUACGAACCGAGGAAUCACUUGAGUUUGACUCUGGUGUUGAUGAAUGAUGCUCUCCUCAUGUGCGAAAGUCCGAGAUUAUGGCUGGCUUACUGUUGGUCAGCAAACAAUGCCGCUGCCCUUUGUAUGCCAGAAAUUGUCACAGUUUUGUAGAUUAAACGUACGGCUCCUUUGGAGCAGAGGAAUUUUGCAAGACUGGACUUCUAUAUAUUGACGAUUAUUUUGUUCUAUGUCGCUUUAGAUGCAGCUGGCCAUCGUUCUGUAACUUUGCUCGCACUUUCCUUGAUGAAACGUAUAAGACCUGUCAAAUCUAGGGACACCCCCAAUGCAUUGCUAUAUUUUUA
Brachypodium distachyon (stiff brome) is the source of this 2490-nucleotide messenger RNA. RefSeq names its product nucleolar complex protein 2 homolog. The record is from RefSeq and is a predicted model, not a curated record. Bases 70 to 2091 code for a protein of 673 amino acids. Gene Ontology annotation, biological process: ribosomal large subunit biogenesis. NCBI's taxonomy places the organism in Eukaryota, Viridiplantae, Streptophyta, Magnoliopsida, Poales, Poaceae. Gene Ontology annotation, cellular component: Noc2p-Noc3p complex; nucleolus; nucleoplasm. The transcript has 13 exons.